GUUUGCACGUCAAGGCAGGCGGACGACGAGGACGAGCGGCGAGAUACUGCGGAAACAAGUGGCAGCAAGUGGCAAGAGCUGAACUUCCGCACCCGGGAAACGGUCGUGUGUGCUCCGAGUGGACGUACGGAAAUACGGAAAAUUCGCAAAAUUCGGACGCGUAUUCGCCGAGUCGGGGAAGCGCCGGCAAGUGCCCGCUGAAGAAUCCCAACUAUGCGUGCGACCACAAAUCAAAAUACGAAUUUAUGAAAAGUGCUCGCUCGCCAGGCAAAAUUAUAGAGUGCGCCAAUCAAAAAGCAAUUCAUUUAACGAAAUUUGCAAAUCAAUUUAGCCGCAGAACACGCACUCAAAGGUUGUUCCACCUAGUCAAAACCCAAACCCAAACUACAGUAAAAGAACCAAACAAGUGAAAAAUAAAUAUACAAAGUGAACUAAAGCGAAGGAGCACCAUGUCGCCAGGAGUGGAGCUGCUGCUGUUGCUCUUGCUCAGCACGUCGCUGCACGCGGAGAUUUCCCACUUGCCUAUGGCCAGCAACCGCAUCAUCCUGGACUCCACGGAGCUGCUCCAGAACCCGCUGAUCCCGGACGCCGGUGUGCAAGCGGCCAGGGCGACGCCACUUCCGCCGCAGAAGUGUCCUUCGCUGCAGCGGUACCGCAAGAUGCUGAAGGACUUCGACGACCUGGAGGACCUCUACGUGGACGUGCCCGUGCACAUAGCUCUGGCGGAGCGGCAGAGGAAGCGAUUUGUGCUGAACCUGAACGACUCGACGCCGCUGACGAUUCGCUUCUCGGCGCCCGUGGGCCGCAAGAUGUACUACAAUCAGACAGGAAACCCCCUACGGCCCGCAGCAGUGGCACCAGGGCCAGGUGUGGCUGUGGGCAGUCUGGUGCUGCCCUGCGCCCUACGCGGCCAGUACGACCUCUUCGUCCUCGCCCGCCACUCGGGAGCCCUCAAGGUGGACGCCCUGGCGGAGCAUCCGCAGCACGACUGGCCCCUCCUCAACGCCACGCACCGGAUCGCCAUUCGCACCCAGAACCGCGUGCGGAAGCGCGAGAUGAUCGUCAAGUGGGAGAGGAGCAAGUUUGAUUUCCAUGUCAUGCACUAUUGCCUGGUGAUUCAGAGACUCUCCAUGGACACGCCGCGGAUGAGCUUCACCAACUUCUGCCAGGCGGUGUCCGCCUACACGGACCAGCGACCCAUGACUCCCAGUUGCGCCGCAGGCGGUCCCUUGGAAGGGAUUUGGGGUGCUCCACCCCAGCGGGAAAGGAGACUUAAUCCCCGGCAGAAUGUGCACAUCGUGUGCACGGGGAAGAGGCGCCAGCAGCUGCUGCGCCGCCUUCUCCCGAGGAGCAGUUACCAUCUGGACCUGUUCGGAAUCCACCAGGGUAGGCAGAACCUCACCCUGCGACUGGCCAGCAGCCAGGUAAACUUCAACCGCACCCAACCCCUGGCCCUGAAGCAGCAGGCUCUGAUGCAACUCAAGAUCGGAGGACAGCACGGGAAGCAGGUGUACAGCUUCAAGGUGCCGCAGACGACUCGCCAGCUGGGGGAGCCGUUCAUGAGGCACCUUUUGAUCCCUUGCUCGGGCAGCGAAAUCCGGGUGAAGCUGCUGCGCCAACGCAGCGAGGUGGGAAAAACGGAGGCCUUCUACAGUCCCACGUACAUUCGACAGAAGGGAGUCCUACCAGGGGAGCGCUAUCUCAUGCGGUUUGAGCCCAGCAACGACGACGAGGCGUUGCGAGCCCAGAAGGUCAUGGUGGCCCUGAGCAGCGAGGCUCUGUUCCGGGAUUUGCCCGAGCUGCCGCAGAACACGACAGUCUUCAAUGUGCGGACGCGGUGCAGUAGAGCCACCAUUGCCUGGAAUGGCUCACCGGAUGAACGGGAGCUGAGCUACUGCAUCAUUGUGUUCAACCUGCCGCAGCGCAAUCGCAGCGUGGUGGACUUCACCAACUACUGCAUGGACUUUGUGCCCAAGCGGGUGAUGCAGUACAGGAACUUCGAGUGGAUGACCUGCAGGGAGAGGCAGCAGAGUCCCGACAACAUCGAGACGGAGACCAUACUGAACCUGAUGCCGGGCUCCAGCUACCUGGUCUACGUGACCGCCAACCUGAGCAUGGGCAAGCCGCUGCCCUACCAGGCGCUGACCCUCCACAUGGCCAGCCAGUGCCUGGACGGAUCGCACGAGUCCUUCUACUAAGCGCUACCAGUGGUGGUCGUAAUCCCCAAUCCAAACCCAUACCCAAGCCCCAAAGCUUCGCUGCAAUUUCGAAUACAAACACUGAACUAUCCGUCGUUGUAAAGCUACCUUAUCCACUACGAUUACUACACUAUCCUACAAAAACUACGCUGGUUAAAAGACUAUAGCUCCAUAUACUAUAUAUAUAUAUAUACAAUAUCGAGGCAUGUGUUGUGUGGGCGAGUGAGUGUGUGCGUGUGACUUCUGAUUGAGUUGCCAUUUGAUUCCAAGUAUUUUCGAGCGCUUAGUUUUGUAAUUUGUAGCUAGCCGUUAAUGUUUGUAUAAACUGUUUCAUUGGUUUCCCACUCCGCUUUAUUCGAUAAGCUCGUUUUCUAGAUUUUAGCCUUAGCACUCCUAGUUUAAUGAUUAAAGUUAGUUUCGCUGUUAAGUUUACACCGUAGUCGAGGCGUCUUGAGUAGUUCUUUUGUACAUUAAGCUUACACUUAGCUCUACAUUAGAUAUACCAUGUCGAACCUACGAGCCUACGAACAUACGAACAUAUAUGUGCGUUGAAAGCGUUGUAUUUUUUGAAGCCGAACUUAUGCAACCGAAAGGAGACAAUAAACAAAUGUGCUAUAAAGGACGAAAGUGUCGCAAAUAAAUGUGAACCACUGCUAAAGAAGA
This is a messenger RNA of Drosophila mauritiana, 2861 nucleotides long. RefSeq lists its product as uncharacterized. The transcript is spliced from 8 exons. Gene Ontology annotation, molecular function: protein binding. Lineage: Eukaryota; Metazoa; Arthropoda; Insecta; Diptera; Drosophilidae. The record is from RefSeq and is a predicted model, not a curated record. Bases 450 to 2198 code for a protein of 582 amino acids.